Yarrowia lipolytica CLIB122 is the source of this 4371-nucleotide messenger RNA. RefSeq lists its product as uncharacterized. Gene Ontology annotation, molecular function: protein binding. NCBI's taxonomy places the organism in Eukaryota, Fungi, Ascomycota, Dipodascomycetes, Dipodascales. The record is from RefSeq and is a predicted model, not a curated record.
AUGAAACAUGGCAAACAAAAGCUCGCAAACAACAACACAGAUCAUGAUAGCCUGAGCUCUCUGGAUCGGGCCCUUGCCACCCGGCGGGACAUGUUUGGGCGAACGCUUCUGCAUAAUGCGUGCAUUUGUGGAGAUGCCCAGGCUGUUGAGCAACUUUUGGCCAAUCCCCACGUGGAUGUAACGGCGGUGGAGUAUGAGUCAGGUUCCAGCGCCCUUCAUCUGGCUCUAGCUGCGGGCUCUUUGCACUGCGCUCAGCUGCUCAUCAAGCAUUCGCGAGAACUGCUACGACUCAAGGACCGUGACGGCUGUCCUGCUUUCGAAACCGCUCUUUACUACCACAAGUGGCACACAACCGACCCAGGACUGCCUUCCGAGUACUUCAGCUUCGGAUCCAACACAAACCACACGUUGGGAUUUCCGGACUCAGACGACAGACAGACCCCCGAAACCGUCAAGGUACUAAGACCAGCCACUACAGACAUCAGAUCAAGCCUGGCACCUGUCCGGGUGGUGGAUUGCGCCAUUGGAGGCUACCACACUGCAAUUCUCACCUCAGAUGAGACAGCAAACUUGUACGUUUGCGGCGUGAGCUCUCGAGGUCGUCUGGGCUUGGGCCCCCAUGUUUCCACCCAGUUCACACCAACAUUGGUGGCGUCGUUGGCGUCGGAGAAAAUCGUGUCUGUAGGAGUGGGAAAGGAUCACACUGCUUGUGUCACUGCCAAGGGUGUGGUUUACACCUGGGGAUGCAACAGGGACUCGCAGUUAGGCUACCCAACAGGAGGAGCCACAGGAGAGGAGCAACUUCAGAUAUCACCUAGAAGAGUGGGCGGACCGACUCUCAAGAAAGCCCACAUCACCCACGUUACAUGUUCCAACGUCCACACUGUUUGCUGGCGUGAAAACACCUCAGACAUGUACGUGUGGGGUGCUAACAAUGGCCAGAUGGGAGGAAUGGCACCAGGGCAAGAUUGUGCAAUCCCCACCAUGGUGGCUCUUGUGCCUGGAAAGAUUUCGGCUGUCUGUGCCUCUGAUUACUACACGGCCUGUAUUAUCGACGAGUCAUACAUUCAGGUGUACAUGAACGGUGGUCAUUUCAGAGUCUUUUUGCCUGCGCCAGGUGGCACAGCAAGAGAAGAAAGUCAGUCUGGGUUUGAUGUUUUCAAGCCACGGCUGCUGGUGAACAGACCCCAACAGCUGUACGCUUCGGCUGGAGGACCCACUAUUUGCGUUUCUUCUCUUGGACACGUCUACGAGCUUCCGUUGCAGAGGUUUCUCAAUGUCAAGCCUGCCCUCGUGGCUCGACAGAUGCCCGUUACAGCUCUAUGGGUGCCUCGAAGGGACUACAUGGUGGCUACCCACGCUGCUGUUGGUGACGAUGGCUCAGUGAUAAUCUGCACUUCAUCUGGUUCUGCUUGGAAGCGUGAACGAAAGGAAAACAGAUUGGGUGGUGGCACCUUGAAGGAGUACAAGUUUUCGCGUAUUCCAAAGGUGACUAAUGCUUACAGGGUUGCAUGCGAUCCCCUCUUCAGAUCAUUUGCUGCUUUGCGGUAUGCGACUCAGGUGGAUGCCAUCGACGUGGAUAUGGAGUCUUUGGAGUUCGAUGUUGCUGAGCGACAUGCCAUCAACCGCAAGAUGGCAUAUUUCACCCUCGAUGGCGACAAGGAGAGCAGUGAGGAGUUUGAGGACUCGCCCAACCUUGGCGCGCUGAACUGGCUUGUCGAAGCGUUCGAGGGUGUGGUGAGUGGAACUGCACAGCGGACCGGACUUGAAGAGGAGGCUGAGAUGAUGGGUCUGAACCGCUUCGAAGAGACUGUCAUGUACAAGGCCGUCGAGAUGAAUAAGAGUGACCCGCACCGUGGUUAUGACUGUGAGCUGGUUUGUGAGAACUCCACUGUCAAGCUACCUUGCCAUAGCUACAUGCUACGAUCAAGCAAUCUGAAGGCGGCCGUUGCGAAGAACAGUCCUCUCAAGUGUUCGCUCCUUACUCUCGUUAUUUUACACCACUACCUUUACAAUGACAACGUGUUGAGUGUCUGGACACUAAGCGGAGGUUGUUCGAUUCCGCGAGAGUACGUUGAAGCCAAGGCCGAAUUGCUGGCACUUGCCAAGGAGUUUGAACUCUCGUCUCUAGUCUGCAAGCUUUCCUUUGGAGAGACCGCGGACCAGCUUCCUGUGGACAUGGCGAAACUGUUUUCCAGCGAUACGGGUGAUGUUGCCAUUGAAGUUGAUGGUGGACAGAUUCUACAUGCUCAUCGGUUCAUCCUCACUCAACAGAGUGAGUUCUUCCAGUCUUGUUUGUCGGAGCGAUGGAGCGACGAUACCAAGGUUGUGGUUGACUUAUGCCAUCUUCCGGCCGCGUCUGUACGGCUUUGUCUGAGGUUCAUGUAUACUCACAAUUUGGAUUCCCUGUUUGACCAAGUCAGUUCUAAAGUGUCAAGCAAGGAUUUUAUUGCCACGGUGUCUCAGCUCCUGAGUACUGCCGACGAGCUUCUUCUGACACCAUUGAAGGAGUUUUGUGAGCUGAUUCUGAGCGAGCUUGUGACAGUCAAGAACGCAGCUUCUCUGCUUUUCCUCGCCUCUGCUUACAACUGUGACAAGCUGAUGACCUUCAUGUUUAGCUACAUUUGUGUUAACAUGGAGUGUCUUCUUGAAGGAGGCUUCUUGGGUGCAAUCCUAGCUGAUGGAGAGCUUUUUGGUGCUAUUGACCACCACUACCGCGUGAUGACAGGCAGAGAGAUUGUGCUCAAAGAGGUUCCUGAGUCAUCUGCUGUUGUGGGUGUCACUCAGCUCGGAGAGGGCAUUUCUGAAGAUGCUGCUGAGCAGGAGGAGGUGGAAGAGGAAGUGAAGCCAAAGACAUUGGCACUCGCUUCUCGUCCAUCUGGCUGGGUGGAGUCUUUUCUCAGCGAUUUUGAUGGACAUAAUGAACUUCUUUGUCGUGUCGCCCCAGGGUCUGUUCAGGCUCCAGAUGCUGCUGCUGCUCUCACCCCUCAUCGACAGUCUUUUGCUGCUCUCCAUCGCAACUCCAAGAGCGAAGAGACUCGUCCCAGUAUUUCACCAAUGUCUUCUCCUGACUUGCGUGGUCAUAAUCAGACAGAUGACGUGUUUGAAUUCGAGCUGGAUGAAUGCCCCGCCGAACAACGGAAACGUCACGAUAGUCGACACGACGAUAGAAGAUGCAGUCAUAGUGAGUGGAGAGAAGUCAAGACGGGCAGCAGCGUUCGAACUGCUCAGUUCAGCUCCUCUCCUUUCGGGAAAUCUCCCAUGGCUGGAUCACCUCUGUCGGUUUCGCCUAACCACGCUUCUGGUGACCGGCGACGAUCUUCGUUUGCGACUGCAGCGUCAGGUGUUCCUCUGACACCAGGAGAGAUUCGGUUCAAUCUCAAACAGCAGAUUGAAAAAGACUCUGAUGCAGUCUACUGGCCCACUCUAGGUGGUUUGGGUAGCCCUGGUGGAGCUGGAUCUGUGGGAGCUGCGGGCGCCACACCCGGAAGUCACCCCCGAGGCAGUCCAGGACCGUCGGCAACGCCCAGUGGCUCUUCAACCCCUUGGGGCAAGGGAGCUGGAGUGUCCAAUGCCACACCUGGAAGUGCUGGUUCAGCCUCUACCUGGGGCAAUAGCAGCGCCAAUGGCGCAUCAGCCCCGAGCGCUUCCGCCACGAGUGCUGGCUCCGCACUUUCGGAUCUCUUUUCCGUGACACCUCCUUCCAGCAAGCUUUCUCAGAAGGAGCGACGACGUUUGCUGAAACAGCAGCAAGAAGAGACGUUGAUGCGUGCUCAAGAGAAGGAAAAGCAAGCCGCCGAGGGCCCUUGGAAGGUCAAGAAGAAGGCACCUGUUGGUGUCUCUCCUUUUGAGUCCACCUCAAGUCCUGCAUCUUCCAAGACGCCUUCCAAGACUCCUUCUAGAGCACCACCCAGAGCUCCAUCAAGAGCAGGGCUUCCUGGCCCUAAUGUUGGUGUCGGUAUUUCCACUGUUGGCAAUUCCAGUGCUACUGCCACUUCUUCUUUUGCAUCUGACUUUUAUGCCGCCUCGCAGCCUGUUACUGCUCUGUCUCUUGCUGAAAUUCGAGAACGACAGGAGCGAAGCACACAGAAGGCCAAGAAUGUUAAGACAAUUGAGGAAAUUCAGCAGGAGGAGAUGUUCCAAAAGUGGUGGGAUGCGGAAGUUGCACGUAACAAGGGGGAGGAGAGCCGGGGUCCUGAAGGAGGUCCCAGGGGAACCCCCAGCAAGAGCUCCAGGCGUCCUAAUAAGAAGAAGAACAACAACAAGGGGCCUGCUAAUGGGUCUAGCAAUGGAGGAGGGGGUGGAAGCGGGUCUCAGGAUGAUAAUGGCAAGAGACACCGGCCUCGACCACGGGAGCAGAUCAAAGCGUGA